UAUGUAUGUGAGAGCGACGAGGGCAUACAGCACUCAUUUCCUGCCUGUGUAGGGUCACCCGACACGGUCACGUGGGUGGAUGCCUUCUCGCACAUCAGUUUGGUUGCUUUGCCUGUGAUGGGAUUGGUGUCCGAUAUCACACAAUAUCCGGAGGGGAUUUGCCUUUACCCUGGAAUGGGUGGAGUGUAGCCUCCCACAGAGUGCCUGCUCCACUGCGUGUUCCUUUCAUAAUGGGGCUAUGCCAAGGCUCCACAAGUCCUUAAGUAAAGCAAACUCACGUCCAGGUCGCUGGACUACUGCCCAGUUGGCACCGCCAUUGUCUACGUCGGGGUGUAUUCCACCAGGUCAUCGCAGAUUCACCGGCGUCCGACGGAAUUUCCAUGACCGAACCCGCCACCGAUGUUCAUCCGUACAUUCCCCAGUUCUUCUGGAAGUUCUGGUUAUCGGAUGCUGAUCCGGAUUCGUCUAGGCGCACCCUCGAUGACCAUCGCGUGCAUAUCUACGACGUCUUUAACAAUACUCUGUCCGAAACGCGUCGUGUUCCGGCACAAACAAUCACCGUGUUUCAGGACUUCCUUUCUGACAUAUUAGACGAAGGCUGUCAGUCUGCCGUACGUGCAGCAGAGCAAGCGUUUAUGCGGCUAGAGAACGAGGUUGAAAGAAUCCUCGCAGACCUCAUAUUGAGAGUUCGUUCAUUGCAAAAUGGCACUCGGUCACUCGAAAGAAAAGAAAUACCAAUCUCAAACCGUUCUCGCGAUCGGCUCCUUCGGUAUUUUGUCUUCCUACGCUAUCGCAACAGUAAAUCAUACGAGUCGACAAUCGAUAGCUUGACUCAACGCGUCAUGGCUGAAAAUGGUGCCACUGUGAAUGCCUGUCACGCUUGGCAUCGGGUCCGUAGGCGUGCCCUCCUCAGCAGUUAUCACUCCUUUCUACACCAUGAAUUACUUGACACACGCAGGCUUUCUCGCUUCCAAGGCUUGAAUUGUUGGAACUUUUGUCGGGCAGACAUCUGUGUCGGGGUCGCUGCAGAGGGAUGUCAAUAUGUGUUGCCCGAGACUUGCUUUGCAACCCUCGACGAAGAUUUCAGUAGGGACAUGUCAUCCUGCCACCUGCUGUUUCCAGUCAUGCCUACCAUUUGUUUAUAUAUCUUGGGCACACAGGAUGCGGAAGAUGCGCCUAUUCCGUCUAUCCCCAAUGGUAGCGACGGAGAGGCAAGGUGUAUCGAUGUCGACCUCGAAUCUGCCUCCGAUGUCCACCUGCGUAAUGCUUCACUCCUCCAAACCCAUCCAUCCAUCCUGUACUUCUCUUCACUUACCUCCGUUGUGCAAGCCAUAUCCAGCUACGACGUGUUUCGUUGGAUACCAGAGCAUCUUGAUUACUCCCGCCUUAAACAACGCGCGCGGCAGAAAGCGACUCUCGAAACGGUCACUAAGACGUUACUCAUCAAGGGCAGUGUGGUGCUAGUAGACUUGACUGAUGAGGUCACCAAGGUCGGCCAGCAUCCCGUGUUCCACGGUGGUUUUGCAGAUGUAUGGAAAGGUGUGUGGACCAAUUCAGCUGGAGAAUCCAGGGUGGUGGCCCUCAAGUUCCUCCGUCAAUGCUAUGGCGUUGCCCAGGAUGUACGGGAGAAAGUCCUCAGGCGCCUAAAAGCCGAGGUGAUCGCAUGGUAUCGUUUGCAGCACCCCAACAUCGCCCCUCUCUACGGCGUCAUUCAGUCUGCAAACUCAAUGGCAAUGGUGUCCCCUUGGUGCAAAAAUGGCACUAUUAUGCACUAUCUUGAAAGAGAGGACGUGCAACCAGAUAGGCUGGCAUUGUUGUUGCAAGUUGCCUCAGGAGCGAGCUACCUGCACAAUAUGAAGCCUGUCGUUGUGCAUGGUGACCUAAGAGGGACAAACAUUCUCAUCAGUGAUGCUGGUACUGCCGUCAUCACAGACUUUGGACUUUCCACGGUCAUUGAGGAGCUGUCACUUAUGGAGUCCGGUUUGCAAGCUGCGAAGCUAAGAUCGUCUGGGCACCGUGGUUCAACGCGUUGGAUGGCGCCUGAACUGUUUAUUGCACUCGUCGACGAUGAGGUUCCACAAAUCACAACCGAAAGUGACGUCUACUCCUUUGGAUGCGUAUGUCUGGAGGUGGCUACUGGAUACCCGCCAUAUGCUCACCGGUGGAACGACCCCGCUGUGACCGUUGACAUAAUGCGAGGCGUCAAACCAUCCAGGGGUGCACCGACGACAUGCAAGAUCGUGUUCACUGAGAAACAGAAGGAGGAGUUCUGGGAGAUCCUGAACCAGUGUUGGGAUCCUAUCCCCAUGCUCCGACCAAGUAUGGCUUCAGUGAGGGAGGCACUUGCUACCAUGGCUGGCUAUUGUACGUGAUAGCAGUAGGUGGUGAUUUGAUGGAUUACAUGAUUGCUGAAUUGCAGCAGCACAUCUAACUUCGAUAUUACUGGUACAUUUUUAAUGCACAAGUUGGUACUAAGCCAUUGCAUAUACAGUGUACAUUACUAUGUGCCUAUCUGCUAGCAUCUCCAUGGAAAAUCAUCUUUUUG
Molecule: messenger RNA, 2545 nt
Organism: Pisolithus orientalis
Lineage: Eukaryota; Fungi; Basidiomycota; Agaricomycetes; Boletales; Pisolithaceae
Product: kinase-like domain-containing protein
Exons: 9
Coding region: 381-2372 (663 amino acids)
Biological process (GO): protein phosphorylation
Molecular function (GO): ATP binding; protein kinase activity
Source: RefSeq, a predicted model, not a curated record